GAUUUCUCUGAAGGCAAGCUGCAGGAUUAUCCAGAUUCCGAUAUUCCGACAGCUUGUCAUUGGCCGCAAUUUCUCGCUGGCUGUGUAUAAACGGUGCAGCGUUGCAGUCCAAUGGGCUUCGUCUCCGACAAGCAGGUUCGGUUCGUACCAAGUCCCGAGAUUUGGAUCGCUUGUGAUUGGUUUGAAUCGACCUGCAAGAGGAUAGGGCCCAGCGUUGAUGAUCUCUAGGGAAAUGACAUAAAUGAUAGUAUGCCCGCGUAUACUUCCGUGAUUCAGGUCGAUGCCCGCAACACUUGAUCAGCCAGCUCCCAAGCUCAGAUCAAGCAAUGAUUUCCAAUGCCUGGAAGUACGCCUACUGGAUCAACGUUCUUUUCAAUUGGAACCGGCAUCGGGUUUUCACCGACCCGUACACCACUCUAGGUAUAGAGCAUCCCGUCAACUUGCAAUCUCUCGUGAUAGAGUUCAUGUACUCCAUUACCUAUCUCGUCAAGAAGUUGAUGGGCAGCCUCUGGAAGAAUGUGAUCGCAUAUUUUGGCCAGACUUCCACUGCGAACCAUGACUCAUGGACUGUAUCGUAUGCCAUUCUCAUGGUUUGCUAUGCAAUCAAAGGCUCUAAAAACCUCAAAUGCGAUGCGAAAGGCCUUCCUUACCUGGACAAAUUCAUGUCUAGCUUGCGUUCCACCUCAGAACCACUGUUGAGAGCACUACAGCACUAUAGAUGGGAAGGGGCUCAUCGUUCCUGCAAUAAAGUGAACCCGAAGCAGAAGUUGUUCGACGACUUGCUUGACAACUCAAAGUCGUUGAGACCCUUUUUUGCGAUAUCAUUCGAGCACCAACCAGGAUUCAUCGGAGGCUUUCCGUCUGAAAGAUUUACUUCGUCUUUCUCUAAGACUUUCCAGGUGACGCCCUUUCUGGACCAGGACGACUUAUUUUCUGGGAAGCAGAAAGCUGCCCACCCAUGCUACCCUGCGACCUUGGACCUUGAGAUGGUUCAGGAGCAAGCUUGGUUUCUUUCAGCCGAUACUGUUGACUCUUUGAGCCUGGUACCGGAUGUCAUGACGGAAUCAUACACUGUUGGAGUGGAAUCGACGUGUCAUCAGACAGACUCAAAGAGAAAAUAAACUCAAAGUCUGACAAAAGAUGAGAGGCCGCUUAAGAAGAUGCAGAUGAAUGGCUCAGAUAUCGAGGAACUGCCACAGGACGAGUCGUUGUUCAUGGAUGUAGGCGUAUGGCAGGACAGGAUGCUUUAUGGACUGACUGCGUGGCACUACUUAGAAAUCGACCUGGAUAACGUUCUACGCAAGAAAGAGGCUCUGAGUAACAGCACGAGGCCUUAGGGCUCAGAGCAAGGGUCUUACAUUACAUGGCUGCAAAGGAAACGCAACACUUGCUCAAUGAGGGUUGAGGCGUUUGCGUCUCCAUAGAUACUAACAGUUCUCACGUGUCAACUCGGGCCCUAAGUGUAUAUUGCCUGGAUCUUCUGAGUGUACGUCUGGUUGGAAAGUCCAGGGCCUUUCACGCGACUUGGUAUCUGCACGCGCUACUUGAAACUUUCUUGUCUGCA
Colletotrichum navitas is the source of this 1564-nucleotide messenger RNA. RefSeq lists its product as uncharacterized. The record is from RefSeq and is a predicted model, not a curated record. The transcript is spliced from 4 exons. Lineage: Eukaryota; Fungi; Ascomycota; Sordariomycetes; Glomerellales; Glomerellaceae. The coding region runs from base 327 to 1121 and encodes 264 amino acids.